This is a messenger RNA of Macaca mulatta (Rhesus monkey), 1174 nucleotides long. Lineage: Eukaryota; Metazoa; Chordata; Mammalia; Primates; Cercopithecidae. The record is from RefSeq and is a predicted model, not a curated record.
GCAGUAUCUCUAACCAGGGGACUUUGAUAAGGAAGCUGAAGGCUGAUAUUACCUUUGCUCCCUCACUGCAACUGAACACAUUUCUUAGUUUUUAGGUGGCCCCCACUGGCUAACUUGCUGUGGAGUUUUCAAGAGCAUAGAAUCAUCCUUUUCAGUAUUAAAAGAAGAUGCUGUUUAAUCUGAGGAUCCUGUUGAACAAUGCAGCUUUUAGAAAUGGUCACAGCUUCGUGGUUCGAAAUUUUCGGUGUGGACAACCACUACAUAAUAAAGUGCAGCUGAAGGGCCAUGACCUUCUCACUCUAAAAAACUUUACUGGAGAAGAAAUUAAAUAUAUGCUAUGGCUAUCAGCAGAUCUGAAAUUUAGGAUAAAACAGAAAGGAGAGUAUUUGCCUUUAUUGCAAGGGAAGUCCUUAGGCAUGAUUUUUGAGAAAAGAAGUACCCGAACAAGGUUGUCUACAGAAACAGCAGGUUGGCAACCGUCUUUUUGUGGUAUCUGUGAAGAAACAUUUGUGAGCCCAGUGAAGCCUAUAGUGAAAAACCGAAUGUCUUCUUAUAAAAACUAGAUGGAAGCUAUCUGUGCAACUGCUUUGUGAUGUGUGCAUUUAUCUCACAGAGUUAACCCUUUCUUUGGAUUCAGCCAUUUGCAAACAGUUUCUGUAGAAUCUACGAAGGGACAUUUGGGAGCCCAGUGAAGCUUGUAGUGAAAAAUCAAAUUCCCCUGAGAAAAUCUAGAAAACAGCUAUCUGUGAAACUACUUUGCAAUGCAUGCAUUUAUCUCACAGAGCAUGUUGGAAACAGUCUUUUUGUAUAAUCUACGAAGGGACAUCUGAAAACCUUUUAAGGCCUAUAUAAAAAGAAAAGAAAAGAAAAGAAAAGAGUAUCACCAGAUAAAAACUAGAAAGGAGUUAUCCAUGAAACUGCUUUAAGCAGGUUGAAAACAGUAUUUUUGUAAAAUCUGCAUAGAAAUAUUUGAAAGCCCAGCGAAUCAUAUAGUGAAAAACCAUAUAUUUCCUAAGAAAAACUAGAAGGAAACUAUCUGCAAAAGAGCUUUGUGAUAUGUGCAUUCAUCUCACACAGGUAAACUUUCUUUUGAUUCACCAGCUUGGAAACAGUUUUUUUUAAUAGAAACUGCAAAGAUAUAUUUGGGGGCACAGUUAAGUCUAUAGUGAAUAAC